AUGCAAAUCGGAUAAUAAGUAGGUUAUAGUCCUUCAAUGGCAGUUUAUAGUAUAGAAUUAAUCAAAGACAUUUAAUCUAAGAGCACUACAUUUUCAAUUUAUUUCUUCAAAAUCGUUUCGGAUUUUGGAAUAAGCAUGGUAUAUAUUGAAGCAGUACUACCAUUUCUAUUUUUCUCAAGAAUCAAAGGAUUUUAUUAUGUCUUGAAUGUCUCAAUUACCCUCUUCAUUAUGAGUGUUUCAAAGAUGGCUUUUCAUGCUCCAAGACCUUACAUGCUCGAUGAUGAUAUUGAUGUUCAUGAUUGCUCAGUUGAAUAUGGUUUACCUAGUGGCCAUGCUUUUGGAAAUUCAGCUUCAAUUUUAGUUUUUUUGCUUGAUAAUUUGAAUUCCAUUGGAAAUUUAGCCAACAAAAUAAUAGUAUGCGUAGGAAGUGCAAUUUUUAUUCUGCUUAAUGGAUAUUCUAGACUUGCUAAUGGUGUACAUUCACUAGAUCAAGUCUUAUUAGGUUGGUAAUUCGGGAUACUUCAGUCAGUAAUAAUGCAUUACUCGAUAAGAAAAAAGUUGUCAGCGCACUUAUAGGAUAUUUAUGCAAAUGGUAAAACUAUCUCUUAAGAUAGAUACCUAAAAUACCACAUGAUAACUAUUUUUGCAUUCAUUGCUGGUAUACUAUCCAUUUUUGGAACUUACAUUAUCAUUGAAAAAACCUUUACUCCACCAACAUUGUGGAUCACAAGACUUCAUGCCAAAUGUGAAGCAGACAGUCUUUGGGAACUGAAUCCAUUAAGUUUGAUACAAUCUGGAGUAUUUUGUCUAGGAAUAUUUGGAUAUCUUGGAUGUUUAUUAUCUGGAUCAACUUAGACUCAUGCUAAUCAAGUUAUCUGGUAGAGAUUAAUUGCUUUAAUAUUGCUACUGCUUCCUGCUGGAGUUAUUUAGAUAUAUAAUUUUGAAACAAAUAGCCCUUAUAUAGAAUCUCUCCAAAUCUCUUAUCUACCUUGUGCUUAUGCAGGAUUUGUUAUGUUUUACUUAAUGGACAAAGUUUCUCAAAUCAUAUUUGGAUCUUAAUCUACUAAUCUUCACUCUGGAAAUUUGUUGAGUUUAUCAGAAUUAAAUAUCAAAGAUUAUAUUAUAGAAAUAGACGGGAAUAAGUAAAAUAUUGGAAAGAUUACAUAUAUUUGA
Stylonychia lemnae is the source of this 1173-nucleotide messenger RNA. Lineage: Eukaryota; Ciliophora; Spirotrichea; Sporadotrichida; Oxytrichidae. The record is from the annotation of a GenBank genome assembly.